Molecule: messenger RNA, 9077 nt
Organism: Astrephomene gubernaculifera
Lineage: Eukaryota; Viridiplantae; Chlorophyta; Chlorophyceae; Chlamydomonadales; Astrephomenaceae
Source: the annotation of a GenBank genome assembly
UUGCUUAACCGAGUUCCCUAACGUUCUACUUAUGCCACCUUUGACGUUCAACCAACACUACUGGCAUUAUGUUGCUUUGCAAGGCUUUCUGCCGCCUUCGAGCGUCCUCCCGACAGAAACAAUGCCUUUGUAUAUUAAUCCCUACCCAGUUAUAGGACUCAUUAUGCCUGGGCAUAAUUACUUUGACCAUCUUCUUUCAACGCGUCCUUUGAAAUAGGACAGCUGACAAGGCUUACAGCGGCCGCAAUUUAUCGUUUGGAAUUCUUCUGUUGUUCCUACACCACUGGUGGAUUGUGGCUUCAGCGGAGCCAUGUUAGCACAGUCUUCUGGGGGCUCAUCCUAUGCUGGAAGUGUCGCGUCGUCUAAGUCUUCCUCUUCUCGCCGUGCGAAAGCGGAUAAGGAGCACGACAGCGGAUCUGGGGGAGAAGACCUGUGGGAUAAGCACUCAACAUUCGAGAAUGGCAUCUUUGGUGUCCUCUUCACGCUAAGUAAGGAGAACAGCGAGACCCGCAUUCGCAUCCGCUGGGUGCUGUUGAAGGUCUUCCUCGACACAUGGCAGCUGUUCACGACAGUCGUAUCCCCCGAUCAGGGUUGGCACAUUGACGCGAAUGGAGCGGCAUGGACCGUGGUCGGCGUGCUGAACUUCACAUGGCUGGCGGACCUGGGCUACACGGCUUACGUGGCAGUGCUCUACUGCAUGGUGGCUUUGCUGGCAAUUAACGUGGGCAUGUGCGUGUGGGUGGCCUGGUGCUUCAAGGAGCACAAGUUCCCUGUUGUGUGGCCCAUUAAGGUUCUCCGUGUCUUCAGCAGCGUGUUUUUCCAGGCGUUCGAUGUGGCAUCGCUGAACCUGCUGCAGCUUGGAUUUACCUGCCGCUUCACUGGCCCGACAAAGCCACAUCUUCAUUUCGCUCUUUUUCCCGAGUACAGCUGCGCGAAGGCGCCACACAUCCUGCACGCCAUCGUGUCCGGGCUGUGCCUGGUGCUGUUCGUGGCCAUUGCGCUGCUGCUCAACAUGGCGGAGGUCGAGGUCAACCUCAAGUCGCGACGCCCGCUGGCCCUUGGUCACAGUGGGGCGGAGGUGACGGCAUUCGCCAUUAAGGUGUUGCUCACCCUCGUAAACGUCGUCUUUGGCUGGAAGCGUGUGGCCGCUUGUUUCUACCUGGUCCUCGCACUGGCUCUAGCCUACCAGUACCUGCGCUGGAACCCAAACCUGGUGGCUUGGAUGAACUACCUCAAGGCCGGUGGUGUUGUGGCGAUCGUUUGGUGCACCAUCAUCGGUGUCUUCCUGGUGUUUGAGCCAGGGGUUAAGGACGAUGGCGUGGACAAAUUUCAGCUCAACAUGACGAUAACAAUGCUGGCUGGACUCGCGCCUGCGUUUGGAGCUGGCGCGCUGAUGUCAUGGGCCAUCCUCCGGCACAUGACAGCAGUGACGCUGAAGGCCUUGGCGAACGCCAAGCCCGAGAUGCCCCUCGAGGAAAUAUGUGACAACCUGGAUGAACCGCGGGAUGUCGAGAUUGUCGCCAGGUGCUGCCGCGUAUGGAAGGACCGCCAUACGCUAGAACCGGACGCUGUAAAUAAGGCCCACCACGUCAUUAAGGCUGGUAUGGCUAUGUUUCCUAGCAGCGCCUACAUGCACCUGCUGCAUGCGAACUUCAUGAUCGACGUGCUGGGGGUGGCACAGAGCGGGAGUAGCCGAUUAGAGGAUGCAAGGAAACUUAACCCGGGUCUCAUGAGCCGAUUUGUUAUGUUUGUGCGGCAACAGCAAGCCACGCAAAAAGAUGCUGGCAAGAAUGCAACGGACGGAGCGAGCAUGGAUCUGCUGGGCUACGUGGAGUACCAGCGAAAGCAGCGCAUGGUGGUACGACUGCAUCGAGAUGCUCUGCAAGCGAUGUGCAAUUUUUGGAAAGCGCUCGACGCGCAUACUGUUUCCUUCACUCACCUCAGCAAGGCUUUGGCCAAGAUCGACACCUCAGUCUCGGAGGCUCAGGCGGCGUACCGUGUCGUGCUCGAAAGCUACUCCAGCAACCCCAAGCUUGUGCGUUUGUAUGGCAAGUUCUUACAAACCAUUAAGAACGACCCAUGGGGCGCGUCCGAAUAUUUUGCGGACGCUGAGAGGCUUGAGGAGGCCAAGAACGGCGAUAACGGUGGUCCGCUGCUACCAGACGGCACUCCGCUGGGCCGCAUGGACGAGAUGGACGUGGCGGUGCUGGUGCUCAACUCCACGGGAGAGAUCCAGAUGGCCAACCGACAAACCCACACCCUCUUUGGUUACAAGCGAGGCAACCUGGAGGGAAAGCCUAUGUCCAGUCUGCUGGCUCCGCACUUUGGCCGGCGCCUGGGGGAUGAGCUGUCGGGCCUGGUCUCGACCUCGGGGAUGGCGGCCGCCCUGGAUGACGAGGAGGGCGAGAUCACACGAAACGAUGUGGUGCUGGGCAUGCACUGCGAGCGGCUGGCCUUCCCGGUGAAGCUGACCCUGCGCAGAGCCUCGGGCAUUGGCGAAGACUCCACGAUUAUCGCGCUUAUGGAAUCUGUGCCGCCAUUGAAAGGCGUAGCAAGCCUCUGGGUGGCACCCAGCGGCACAAUUGCAGCCUGCGACCCACAGUUCGUCGCCAACUUUGGGUGGAAAGCCACGGAGGUUAACGGUGCCACCAUAACGGCGCUCUUGUCCGUUCGGUUUCCCAGCGACAGCGAGGGGGCCGGGCCCUCCACGACACGCAUCACGCAGAGCGCCAGCGAGACUAUGAGGAAGCUGCUAUCCACGUCCAAAGUGGGCUCUCAGGACGGCAGCAAUGAGCACGGCCUCUCAUGCAUGGUGGCGCAUAAGUACGAUAACAUGCCUACACCUUGCACCAUCUGCGUAGUUGAGUCAGACAUUGCGGACACGCCUGUGUACGAAUUGCGGAUAAAGCUGGUGGCCUCGGAUCCCACUGAGCUCUUGGCGGUGAACCGCAAGGGCGUCGUCCUGCACGCGACGCUGCAGCUUGCAGUCAACCUGAAGGACGCGGUCGGGGCCGCUGCGCGUGGAAACCUGCUGGGCAACCACCCGCAUCACCAUGACGCUGAGGGCGAGCUCGUGCACCACCACCACCAUGCGACCAUGGGGGCCUUUGCGCCCGCAUCGGACCUGCUGGAAGGAUACACGCUGCAUGACUUCAUGCCGCCGCCGUGGAAGGACAUGCACGUCAAGUACCUCAAGGAGAUCACCGCAAUGAGCGCGCCUGGUCGCGGUCAGUGGACGUGCCGUAAGGCCGGCGGGCCUGGGACCACAAUGGAGCUGCGGACCAGUACCGGCAAGACCACCUACAUGCAAGUUGCUGUCACGACUAGCGAGAUCGGAGGCGAGAUGACGCACGUUGUCCGCGUGGCCAGGUCUUCCCUUGAGGCCGCGCUGGACGAGCGCCGCCUACGGCUGAGCAUCUCAGAGGAGGGCCUGAUUGAGGGCGUUAGCAAGGGUGCAUCCAGCCAGCUCUUUGGCUUUGACCCUAACAAGGUUGUGGGGCGCGGAAUAUGGGAGAUCUUGGAGGACGUGGCGUCUUCGGAUGGAGGGGCAAGGCUUUCUACCCCCGGGCCGCGCAUGAUUACGUCGCUUGUAAACAAGGCGAUGUCGAACCCUGGGUGCAGCUGGAGGGUGCGUGUGGGGCCGCCGGCCAAGGGGAGCUCCCGCACAGCAUCGGAGCUCACUGCGGCUGCCCGCGCCACACUAAAGAAACCGGCCGUCCUGCAGGUCAUGGUAGAGGUCCCUGCAGGCGACGAUGAGGACGCCGUCCCCGUCGUGUACGUGGACUUGUGGCCGACUACCAGCGUCACGGGAGUGGUGGAGCUGGAUGCCUCAGGCCGCAUGAAUGCAGUGCUUGAGGAGGGCACAAGACCCGCGGGUCUGCUGUUCGGCGUGCCCACACAGUCGCUGGUUGGCAGCAUGUUCAGCGGACUGGUCACGCUGCCGCCUGGUCGCAGCAACCCCAGCGACCUAUUGACGUUGAGUGGUGCGAAGAAGAGCAGCCUCAAGACAACCAAAAAGGAAGCAAGCGUAAAAGUUGGCCCACUGCACGUGCUGCAGGCCGCCCACUCGGACGGGCGGCCGCUGGUCCUGGACGUGCAGAUGGUGGGCAGGCCGGGACCCAACCAGCCGGUCACCGCCAUACUGCGAAUGCACGCGGCGCCCAUGAUGCCGGCGGGCACCGCGGGAGCAGCAGCCAUGCCGCCCCCUGCUUCCGUAGCGAACCCUGCGUCGACCAACGUCGUUACCUUGAAUCGUACAAUCACUCGGACUACCACUGGUGGCCUGGGUGCCGACACCGGCGAAACCCGCGUGCGUGGCAUCAAGCUACCGCCGCCAUCACCCGUCAAGCAGCCUCCAAAGCUGCUGCUGGAUGCAGACGACGGAGUCGACGAGGCUGACGUGGACGCCAAGGACGAAUGGGAUGAUCUGGAUGUCGAUAUCGGGCGUUCAAUAUCCAAGACCAGCGCCAAGGUCUCUACACCUGUCACCAAGUCCAGCGCAAUCGUUACGGGUUACUCUAACGCAAAGGAGGCAUCCGGUGCGGUAGCUGUCAUCCCUGCUCCCAUGGACUCAGCAGGCGCCGCGGAUCCGGCAGCGAAGCUUGCGGACGUGGCUGCGGACGCGCCUGCUGCCGAGGAGGAUGACGUCCAAGAUCUGCAGCAGGACGUGCCUGAAGUGGCGCCGGCGCCCGCUGCGAAGGGCGAGCUGCCCGGCCGCAACAAGCUGGCAGACCUGGUGAAGUCCGUGGAGGAGCGGGGCGGGCAGGAGUCAGCUGGGGAGUUGAGGAAGCUGCGGUUAGCAGCGAGCGGCCACCACGCCAAGCCGCGGUCGCCGGCUCCUCCUCAUGUGGCGCUACCUGGCGACCCGGUGUUGCCUGGAGUCCCCGGAGGAGGUGCAACUGCAGCCCUGGCGAGGCACAUUGACGAUAUGGAGGAAUUGCUGAAGACCGGGGAAAAGAAAGGUGUCCCGGAGCCUCCUGCAAAGGUUGACGUCCAGUCCGUUGCGGACAGCGAGACGAAAAGCGAGGGAGGCGGGGGUCUUAACCUAGCUGGUGUGCAGCGGGUCUCGGCUUGGGUGGCCAGCAAAGGUGCCUUCUACCAGAACACGGUUGCAGCACCCGUUGAGAGCGACGACGAGAAGCGCAGCGAGGACAUCAUGGACAGUGUGCCCAUCUCCGAUCCGGCGCCCGCUAAACGCGGACGCCCGACGUCGCCCAGACCGUUGCUAGGCGAGAGCAAAGGCCCGGCCGUGUUCGGCCUGCGCAACGCCCCUGAGGAACCCGUGGGAAACUAUCACGACGACGACGCGGCGAGCGAGGGUGGCCAGAGUGCCAUGUCCGGGCAAUCCGGGAACGGCGGUGCGGAGUACAAACGUGGCAAGAGGUACCGCAAGCUCGUCAAGUUGAUGGACUCCAGCCAGGCACAGCAGGUCCAGCAGAAGUUCCGCAGGCACGCUCUUGCGACCGUGGCUCUGCUAGGUGUCACCCACGUCAUCUGCUUUUCGCUCACCAUCACCGCCAUCCAGUCUCAGCGGGACCGCAUGCUACAGCUCAGCCGGAACGGACAGGCCCAGCGCUACAUCCAGGAGAUCAUGACAGAUGUGCGUUCCUUGGACGUCAUCUCAAGGAACAAGACGCUCCCAAAUUUGUACACACCCGACCAGGCGGCGGCAUUUGCGUCGCGCAUAUCAACAAACGCGGAAAACGUAAAGACGCGCUUCAACGAUAUCCUUGAUGGACACCAUACCAGCAACUCGGAAGUACUCAACCUGCUCUAUUACACGCAGCGUACGGUCUGGGGCGGCAACGACCUGGACGGCUCAGACAUAUGGACCAACCUCACUGUUUGGGACUUCGCGACACGUUUUUUCUCAAUGGCUAAAACUGUCGAGCAGCACUAUGCAGAGUGGCUCAAUCAAAGCGUGCCGAUCGCCAAUACGGUUCCUGGACAAUUCAUCCUGAAGAGUGGACCCAACCUCUUCGGCGACUCGGCACUGAUCCUUAACGCUCUCCUGCGCUCGGCCCUUGUGAACGUGGAGUGGAUCGACACGCUGCAGUUGGUCUUCCUCGCUGUGGAGGGUGCGGCAAUCAGCUUCAUUUGCGGAAUCUACCUGGCCUACCUGCUCCGAGCUGUGGCCGCCCAGCGUUACAAGCUGUACGGCACCUUCUUGGUCAUUCCAGUGGGCCUCACUCGCGCCCUGGCUUCGCAGAACACCAAUCUCGUAGUGGACGACGACGACGACGAGUCUUCGGAUGAGGAAGAAGAGCGGCCACAGCCAACCGUACAAGAAGACCAACAAGACGACGACGGUGGGACGAAAACGAAGCGUCACGCGACAUUGAGGAUUGCGCAGGAUGUCGGCAUAGGUGGGGACACAGUUUACGGAGCUCGCAGCAAGCCUACGGGCCGUCCCAGCCUGGGUUUCGGCAGCACGCCCACUGCUGACGCCCACAUGCCAAGCGGCGCUGACGCUAAAGGCGCGUACGACAAGUCGCGGGUGUUUUCCCCGACUGCCGACAGCUCGUUCGACUUGCAUGGGACGCGCAAUGGCUGCUGGGGGCGGUCCGUGCAGUGGCUUCGGCGCAUGUUGAGCAGGCGGAACCGCUCCGUGUCGCCGCUUCCUCAGUCCAUGGCCGGCAUAGGCAACUCGCUCAUGUCACACCACCACAAGCGCAACCUGCGGGACGACUCCCACGAGACGGCCACACUGCUGCUACCCCUCUCGAUGUGGUCGGUGCUGGUGAUCGCCAUAUACGCUGUCGCCGUGGCCCGGAUGAAGGGCGUCAUGGAUGUGGUGGCGAUCCACUCUGUUGCGAACUUCAUGUCCGCCAGGACCUACAGAGCGGUGUUCUUCUGCCAGGAGCUGGCUGCACUUGAGGACGCCUCGCAGCUCCUCGCGCGCCGGGACAACAUCACGACGGCUAUGAAGCUGGUUAGGGACGCCUGGUACACACUACAGCUCGGAGACGAGGCCUAUAAGGCUAACGGCCCCGACACGGAGCGUUUCCCGAUGGUCAAGGCCGGGCUAUCGUACGCCUCUCAGGAGCUUCGGGACCUCUUUUACAGCAACGGCAACUGCCAUCGACAAGAUGAGGACCUGCCUUGCCCGGGCCCUGAGUACCGCUACUACCAGAUCUCCCACACCGGCCUUGACAGCAUCAUGCAGCAGUUCAUAGUCAGCACCACCAACAUGGCGACCAACAAGAGCAUGAUUCCAGAGGGCCUUGCGGAUGAUGACUUCGAUUUUGUUUACAACGUUGCAGCAAAGGACCUGGUGGGCGGAACUGUCCAAGUCGAGGGGGCGCACUACAAGACGAUUACGCGGGUUUUCACAAGUGUCAUGGUCCUCCAUAUCGUCUUGUUGCUGCUACUGUUCCUCAUCUUCUCCGCCUUCCUGGUAUUCCUGCUCAACCCGCUCCUUAAGCGAAUUACGAAGGAGCGGCGGCGCAUCGCUGAGUUGAUGAGCCAGCUGCCCCUGGAGCUGGAUGUGGAGAAGCUGGUGGCGAGGGCGCUGGAUACGGCCAACCUUACGGCAGCCAUGACCUCUGUGGGCCCAGCAGGCUCCAUGGCGCCUGGCCAGGACCCCAGCGUCGGGCCGGCGGGGCACAGCGCCAUCAGUGUUGGCCCAGGAGCUAGCGUCGGUGCUGCAGAUGCAGGCACGCAGGACAUCCAUGGCGGGAUGGACGCUGUGGCCAAGUGGAAGGCAAUUAUAAGGUCCGCGAGCUCCCUAGCUGGCAAGCAGAGCAUGCGGAGGCCCUCGGCAGCAGGGAUGUUGCCGGCGCCGUCUCGGUAGAGGAGGCUGCUUUCCCUGGUGUGCUGGCGCUGUGCGCCCGGUAUUGCUAGGUGUUCUCUCUAGGUGCAUGAGUGCAAGCCCAUGUGUAGGCUUGGGGCACUCGGUACCAGUUGGCUCCGCAUGUGACCGACAGUAUGAGAGCAGCCGGCUAGUACUCUUGAGCGGCUAGCUGCUGCGGGGCGUUGUGGCUUUUGCAUGCAGCUUGUCCACUGCCUGCUGUGAUAGCUCCCGGCCAGCCACUGCUUUGGUUUUGGCUGCUUAAAGGCCGCAACAGCGCCUGACAGCUUCCAAUCUCCCGUACAUCAUGUUCCUGGGGUCGCCCGAUACCAUGAGUGCGAGAGGCUGUUGUUAACAUGGUAUUGGUGAUAAGCGCAGCUAGGCGCCAGGUGCCGUCUCAAGUGUGGGUGGGGAGGACUUGCGCCUUAGCUUUUGCCUCGUCUUGCGUUGUACGUUGGGGUGGCUGUGCCUGCACCCCACGUGCUUUCCUGAAACUGAAAAUACUAUUCGAAAUGCCCCAGCGGUCAUGUUCCUGUGGGGGGUCAGGUAACGUCAAGAGGAGUGCGCCUGUCCUGUCUGUUCAUUCAAUCGUGUGGCUUGCGUGCGCGAGGGGUAAUGGCGAUGGCUGGGGGGGCACGUGAGGACAAUACACGCUAAAAUAUUAUAUGCCUUUCGUUGCUGCGUGCCAUAAUGUACAUAUGUUGCAUGUGGUUCACAGCUGCGUUCUUGCACCGUUUAUUCAAUGAAGUAGGGAAUGAGAAUGAAACAAUCAUUUUGUCUUGGCGCUGGUGGCUGACGUCUAGAACAACACCUGUUGUGGGUGUAUGUUGCAUUGAUAGGGCUUUGAGGAAGGAAGGCGAGCCGUAUUCCCAUGCGUGCCCUAGGUGAACUCUUACAAUUUUUGCCCUUUCAUACUGCAAUUGGUUUGCGUCGGGGUCGGGUGCGUGCUGUGUUUAUUGUUACUUUCUCACUGCUAACCUGCACAAAAGCACAAGACGUUUUGUGAACAAUAAAUAAACUCACCACCUAUUUCCCUCCAUUCUUACCUGGUAUAUCUGUGAACCUAGGUGAUGCGCGUAUGUUAUGGUUAUGCUAUUUGUGGGUGUUGUCACAGUUGGCACACCGAGAGAGGUGUGCCCCCUGUCGUCUGAGGUAACGUUUGCAACAAUGAACGGCUUUCGUUCUCUCCAAAUACGGUUUUGUGAUCCAAAGGGGGUUCAGAUGUUUCAACCCGGGAGGAUUGUCCUAGGGCUGAAACUGUUGAGGGGUUCGUAAAAGUGACACGGUG